GCCGGCUGGUUGACUCUGGUGAGCUGCGUGUGAGACUGCAUGUAGGGUGUACGUGGAUACACAACAAAUGGCGACGAAGAUGAAAAUUUUGUUUUGAGAUAAUUUGUUUAGUUGAGUGCUUGCGAGAAUUUGGUAAACCAUGGCCUCUUCAGGGAAGGCCACCCUGGAGCAGUUUUCUGGCGGGGACUUUGCGGAGUACCGGGAACGGCUUGAGUUUUAUUUUCUCGCAAAUGACAUCGGUGUUGUUUCAGCCAGUGCAAACUCAUCGGAGAAAGAACGCGUACGUAAGAAGAUGAUUGCACAUCUAAUCUCUUCACUGUCGAAAGACGUCUACUCCACUUUGCGGAACCUCUGUCUGCCGGAGUCAAUAUCGGACAAGACCUUCGAGCAGAUUUGUGACCUACUGAAUGGAUAUUACAGAGUGGAGCGUUCCACGAUGACUUCUUCUUUUCAAUUUCGCGAUUGCAACCAGAGACCAGCGGAAAAGCUGGUAGAUUACGCAAAUCGUUUGAAACGUGCGGCAGUAGCCUGCGACUUUGGGUCGCAUUUAGACAGAUCCCUAAAAGAUCAAUUUAUGGCAGGAGUCUACAGUCAGGAGAUCAAGCGGACGAUUCUGACUAGUCCUGACAGCAAGACGAAGAAGUUUCAGGAUGUGCUGGAUAUCGCUUUACGGGAGGAGCGCGCCAUCAUGUUUGCUGAGCAGCUUACUCCAGGUACUACUACUAGUACUAGAUCAACAUCUACGCCGUCCGAGUCAGUCAACAAGAUGAGAGCUACCACUACCAGUAAAUCCAAGUCAGCAAGUGCAUCUAGAAAGCCAAAUCACUCGCAGGACCAGAAAGGGUCAAAGUCGACGAAGGGCAAGGUUUGUUAUCGUUGUACAUCUGAUUUGCAUAUGGCUGACAAGUGUCCUCAUCGAUCUACUACUUGUCGAUACUGCAAGAAACGAGGACAUCUCGAAAGAGCCUGCAUCACCAAGCAGAAACGAGGUGAAAUUCACCACGUGGAUGACGAACCUGAUGAUCGAGGUGAGAUCGUUUCUGAUUGUGAUGUUGAUGAUAUGCCUAUCUACAAGAUUCGAUCGGGUAGUGGAAAACACCCUCCGUAUACUGUAAUGGCGGAAAUCAAUGAUGUUUGUUCACCAAUUUGCAUGGAAAUCGAUACAGGUAGUGCUGUAUCCAUCAUCACCAAAUCUGAUUACGAGAAAUUGGGUGCACCAGUGUCGUCUCUUGUAACUCAAUCAGUCCAGCUCAUUGGGUUUUCCGGUUCCAUCAUCCCCUGUUUAGGUGAAGGGAAAUUUCCAGUGUCAAUAAAUGGGCAAAAGCACACUGUUCUCUUGCGCAUUGUCGAUACAAAUGGUCCAUCUCUGUUGGGCAGAGAUCUUCUCUCACUUUUCAAACUAGAAUGGAGGGAAAUAUUCUCGGUGAAGUCUGAAAUUGAUAAUGCUCUUAUACGCGCAAAGCUGCAGGAGGAAAUGCUUCAGAAAUUUGAGAGUUUGUUUGACACGUCAACUGUCGGCAAAUUAAAUUCAACUCAGGUCACUUUGCGUGUAAAUGAUUCAAAACCUGUGUACAUGAAGGCUCGUUCAGUACCAUUUGCAAUCCGGGAGAAAUACGAGCAAGGCCUCUCUAAACUGGAGGAGGAAGGUGUAAUACGCAAAGUUGAAUUUUCGAAAUGGGCUUCACCUACGGUUCCGGUUCAAAAACCAGACGGAAAUGUACGUAUCUGUGCUGAUUACUCGCGCACCAUCAAUGCUAAUUCGGAUUUAGAAAAAUAUCCGUUACCUACCAUAGACGAAAUUCGUGCCAAGUUGAAUGGUGGGCAGAAGUUUACGAAGCUUGAUUUAUCUCAGGCGUACCACCAGCUAGAGCUUGAUCCUAAGUCGAGGGGGUAUACUACAAUCAAUACCCACCGUGGUCUGUUUGAAUAUGUACGUCUACCGUUUGGCAUUCAUUCAGCAGUCUCCAUAUUUCAGCGUACUAUGGAGACUCUCCUGGCGGGUAUCGAUGGCUGCAUUGUGUAUGUAGAUGAUAUUCUAGUCACAGGUCGAAAUGAUGCAGAGCACAAAAGAAAUCUGGAAAUGGUUUUGCAGCGGCUACAAGAUGCGGGAAUGCGUUUGAAAGCCACGAAAACCGAGUUCAUGCUACCGCAAGUCUCGUACCUUGGUCAUACUUUGAGUGCGAGUGGUAUGGCGCCUUCGCCAGGAAGAAUCGAUGCUAUGGUUAAUGCCAAUGCUCCUACGUCCGUCAGUGAGCUUCAAUCGUUUAUUGGGUCUGCGAAUUAUGUUCGCAAAUUCAUACCCAAUUUUGCUCGGAUUAUGGCGCCACUUUACGCUCUGCUAAAGAAAGAUACUGUUUGGAGAUGGUCAGAUUCUGAACAGACAGCGUUCCUUACGAUAAAGAAUGCUUUAUGUUCCACGGAGGUUUUGGCGCACUAUUCGGCGGGUCUGGAGCAUGUCUUGCAAUGCGACGCAUCAGGAACGGGUCUUGGUGCGGUUCUUUUACAGAAAAACGAAAAUGGUGAUUACCAACCCAUUUCGUAUGCGUCUCGUCUGUUGAAUAAAGCGGAGAGAAACUAUUCAAAUAUUGAACGGGAGUCACUCGCUCUUGUGUUUGGUGCAACCAAAUUUCGCCAAUAUCUCCUGGGAAAGAAAUUUGUCCUUGAAACUGAUCACAAACCUCUGGUGAAAUUGUUCGGCAUGCAGGAAGGUGUUCCGUUCCUGGUUUCUUCCAGAUUAAAGAAAUGGAAGUUAUUACUUUCAGCGUAUGACUACACCAUCCAACACAUUGCGGGAAAGGCAAAUGUUCUGGCAGAUUUCAUGUCUAGAAAACCAAUUUCUGGAAAUCCUUCUACCCCGGAACUAGGUGAAACACGUGUACUUUUCAUUGAGGACGAGCUCAUUGAUGCUCAAGUUGUAUUGAAUGCCACUGGAGAUGAUCCAGUUCUAGAGCGUGUUCGUCACUACACUUUGAAUGGUUGGCCAGAGCAUGUGAAAGAGGUGGAGUUACAGCCGUACUUUGUAAAGCGCUGGGAACUAUCUAUUGUAAAUGAUGUAUUACUCUGGAAUGAACGAGUGGUAAUCCCCAUGGCUUUGCGCGCGAUGCUCUUGAGUGAAUUGCACUCGGAACACACAGGCGCUGUACGAAUGAAACGUAUGGCACGUCGAUAUUUCUGGUGGCCAAAGAUGGAUGACGAAAUUGAAGAUACCACCAAAAUGUGCGCUACGUGUCAAGAACAGGCACGCAAACCUAGUAAAUCCUAUGCUACCUGGUCAUGGCCGUCGGGUCCAUGGCGUCGUCUGCACAUAGACUUUGCGGGUCCAUUCAUGGGCAAAAUGUUUCUGGUGAUUGUCGAUGCGUAUACGAAAUAUCUGGAAAUUGUCCCGAUGACACAUGCCACAUCAACGGGUACUAUCAAAGCUUUGAGACGUUUGUUUGCCACAUUCGGUCUACCCACUCACAUCGUUAGUGAUAAUGGGACCCAGUUCACUAGUGCUGAAUUUACCUCGUUUCUCCAGAAAAAUGGAAUCGCACACACUCGUUCAGCUCCCGGCCAUCCGGAGACAAACGGUCUCGCUGAGCGAUAUGUCGGUCAUUUUAAAGCUAAAAUGAAAGCAAUGGGAACAGAAGGUGACGACCUAGAUACACGACUACAACGAUUUCUAAUGACAUUUCGGUCAACUCCUACGGCGAAUGGUAAAUCACCGGCAGAAAUGCUAUUUAAUCGCCAACCACGACUACGUUAUGAUGCUUUGAAAACAACACGGAAUGCGGAGGCACAAUCUUUCAAUCAAAACCAGCAUUUGCUACCAGAAUACAAACCGGGUGAUGCUGUGUUUGCGUUACGUUUUCAAAACCAUGGUACAACCUGGGUCCCUGGUGUUGUUCUCUCUAUCUGCAGUGCUAUGAAUUACUCUGUCCAGGUAAAUGAUGUGGUCUGGAAACGACACCGUAACCAACUCCGGUCACGUUCAAUACCACUUUCUCAGUUAGCAGAACAGACACGUUCUGCACCACAGCAGCAACAACUCCAGCCGCAGCAGCAACAACUCCAGCCGCAGCAGCAACAACUCCAGCCGCAGCAGCAGCAGCAACAACAACUGUCACCACAACAGCAACAGCCUCAGCCGCAGCAGCAGCAGGUGCCACAGCAGUUGCCGCCUCAGAAGGCUCAACAGCCGACGACUUCACAGCAGAAAGAGCAGCCCAUGCAACAGUCGCAGGAUGAGCAGGGUCAACAGUCGUUAGCUUCUACAGCCCCAGCUGAUGCUGUACCUGUUGACCGGCAGGUGACUCGAUCUGGUCGGUCAGUCGUAAGACCAGCUCGGUAUAACGGAUGAGACAUUUUAUACAUGUAGGAUAUGUAAUUAUUAUAUUAUUUGCAUGGAUUGAUUGAGAUGAUCGUGAAUGCAUGUACGUGGUUCUCUUGUUGCAUUUGUAUAUAUCAGUAUAAUGCUCUGUAUAGUACAUACCACACAUAGAACAUUGAACUUUGAUAAUUGGCACGUCAGACGAUGGUACAUUAUUACAUUGUCUGUUCUAUGCUAUUGUUCCUUGUCAUGAAAAUGUUUUGUUUUCGGUGUUACCUCUUUUUGCGAGGGGGAUAUUGUUAUAUAUGCACUCUGAUGUAAUAUAUUAUGUACUCUGUAUGCAUUUGUAUAUACUCAUUGCGCAUGCUCUGAAUCAUGGUCUUACUCUACAUGUA
Messenger RNA from Sycon ciliatum, 4704 nucleotides. RefSeq lists its product as uncharacterized. Gene Ontology annotation, biological process: DNA integration. The record is from RefSeq and is a predicted model, not a curated record. The transcript has a single exon. Lineage: Eukaryota; Metazoa; Porifera; Calcarea; Leucosolenida; Sycettidae. Bases 140 to 4339 code for a protein of 1399 amino acids. Gene Ontology annotation, molecular function: nucleic acid binding; zinc ion binding.